AAUCGUGACCGGAAAAGAGGUUUUCUAAUUAGGCUGGUGUAACUAGACACUGUUCAGAGUGGAAAUCGUCUUUAUCGUAGUAGCAACAUGCGUUAAGUUUAGACAUACAUUACGCUCUAAUCAAUAUCGGUCGACUGUUUCAGCUUGACAGUUGCAGCCGUAAUUAUAGCUAAUACAGAUAGGAGGCCACUUUAUAGCCAACGACAAUAAUUUACUUCUCAUGGUAUAGGUAGCUCUACAUUAUGUUCAGUUUUCACAAGCUACCGAUUACAUUCAAAAUCGAGAUCAAUGUUUUACUGCUGGUUGUUACAUUUCUCGGACUUCUGACCAGGCUGCGCGGGAUUCAGUUUCCAAGAGCUGUUGUGUUUGAUGAAGUUUAUUAUGGACAGUUUGUAUCUCUGUACAUGAAACAAGUGUUUUUCGUCGACGAGAGUGGGCCACCUUUUGGCCACAUGAUUCUCGCACUUGGAGCCUAUCUGGGAGGAUUUGAUGGCAACUUUGUCUGGAACAGAAUAGGAGCAGAAUACUCCAGUAAUGUACCUGUUUGGAGCCUGAGAAUCCUUCCUGCCGUGGCAGGUGCUCUGUGUGUGCCACUGGGGUACCUGUUGAUGCAGGAGUUGGGUUAUUCCCAUCUCAUUGCUUUAAUGGCGUCUGUGCUUCUCUUACUUGAAAACUCACUGAUUGUCCAGUCCCGCUUCAUGUUGCUGGAGUCUAUCCUCAUCUUCUUUCUGCUGCUGGCUGUGGUGUCCUAUCUGCGCUCGUGUAAAGCUCCUAGUGGUUCAUCGAUCAGGUGGGUGUGGCUGACUCUGUCAGGUGUGGCCAGUGCGUGUGCAGUUGGAGUCAAAUACAUGGGUCUGUUCACGUACCUGCUGCUGCUGGGCCUGGCAACCGUUCACGUCUGGCAGCUCAUUGGAGACAAGUCAUUACACUUGGCCGCUGUUGUGAGGCAGGUUGUGACUCAGUUUUUGGCCCUGAUUGUGCUCCCGCUGGGCCUGUACUUGGCCUUCUUCUACGGCCAUCUGAGCCUCCUCUGCCACAGUGGGCCCCAUGACCAGAUGAUGAGCAGUGCCUUUCAGGCCAGCCUGGAGGGCGGGCUGGCCCGCAUCACCAAGGGUCAGCCUCUGGAGGUGGCGUACGGCUCUCAGGUCACCCUCCGCGGCGUCUCCAGCAAACCCGUGCCGUGCUGGCUCCACUCGCACAAGGCCAACUACCCCAUCAGGUAUGAAAAUGGCCGUGGCAGUUCCCAUCAACAGCAGGUCACCUGUUACCCUUUCAAAGAUGUCAACAACUGGUGGAUCAUCAAAGAUCCCAGAAGACAAGACCUGGUGGUCAGCAGUCCUCCCAGAGCGGUCCAUCAUGGGGACACCAUUCAACUUCUCCAUGGGAUGACCUCGCGCUACCUCAACACGCAUGAUGUUGCUGCUCCUAUGAGUCCCCACGCCCAGGAGGUGUCUUGUUACGUGGACUUCAACGUGUCCAUGCAGGUCCAGAAUCUUUGGAGAGUGGAUAUACUGAACAGAGAGUCGGAGAGAGAGACCUGGAAGACUAUUUUAUCAGAGGUGCGAUUGGUCCACGUCAACACAUCAGCCGUGCUGAAGCUUAGUGGAGCUUCUCUGCCAGAUUGGGGUUUCAGGCAGCUGGAGGUGAUUGGAGAUAAAGUCUAUAAGGGCUACCAACAGAAUGGCAUGUGGAACGUUGAGGAACACCGCUACGGAAGGAGUCAUGAACAGAAAGAGAGGGAACUGGAGCUGAAUUCUCCCACUCAUAUUGACAUCAGCUACAACCUCAGCUUCAUCGCCAGAUUUGUAGAACUGCAGUGGCGAAUGCUGUCUGUAAAAGCUGAGGAGUCGGAACACAAGUACAGCUCUUCACCUGUCGAUUGGAUCACCAUGGAGACCAACAUUGCAUACUGGCUUCAUCCUUCAAACAAUGCUCAGAUCCACCUCAUUGGAAACUUCGUAACUUGGACGAUGGCAAACAUUGCAUUGGUUGUGUAUGGUCUGAUGUUCUUGGUAUAUCUCUUGAGAAGACGCAGAAAAAUACAAGAUAUUCCUGAAGCUAGCUGGAGUCAGAUGGUGCAGGCUGGAACGGUGUGUGCUGGAGGGUGGGCGGUGAACUAUCUCCCCUUCUUCACGAUGGAGAAAACACUCUUUCUUUACCACUACUUGCCGGCACUCACCUUCCAGAUAUUACUCAUCCCGGUGGUGCUGGAACACAUCCACUCUCACGUCCUCAGGUCCCCAUCACAGCGCUGGGCAUUUGGUGGGGUGGUCGCAGCAGCGUUGUCUGCGAUGUUCCUGGCCUACCACACCAUCUCACCCUUCACCUAUGGUCACGUGGAGAUGACCUCGGAUCAGUUGGCCACGCUGCGCUGGAAAGACAGCUGGGAUAUCCUGCUGCGUAAACACUAAUGCUCAACUCACCUCAACUCAAGGUUGUCCUUUAAUGGAGUAGGACAUGGACACCAAACUUGAAUUCAGAGUGCAUUUGGGAAGAAAUGAGGCCUUUGAGGACUGAUCCAUUUGGGGUCGUCACUAGUGCUUAUCUGGCUCAAACGCCAUAGCUAUGAAACGGUCUCCUGAUGUUUAUAUUUUUUUUCUUGUUUGUACAGUUUUAGUAGUUCUUAAUAAUAAAAAAAGAGAAGGAUAA
This is a messenger RNA of Clupea harengus (Atlantic herring), 2649 nucleotides long. RefSeq names its product protein-O-mannosyltransferase 1 (gene pomt1). The record is from RefSeq and is a predicted model, not a curated record. Gene Ontology annotation, biological process: protein O-linked glycosylation via mannose. Lineage: Eukaryota; Metazoa; Chordata; Actinopteri; Clupeiformes; Clupeidae. Gene Ontology annotation, cellular component: membrane; endoplasmic reticulum. Gene Ontology annotation, molecular function: dolichyl-phosphate-mannose-protein mannosyltransferase activity.